Messenger RNA from Pyricularia oryzae 70-15, 1308 nucleotides. RefSeq names its product O-methyltransferase. The transcript has 2 exons. The record is from RefSeq and is a predicted model, not a curated record. Gene Ontology annotation, molecular function: O-methyltransferase activity. Bases 334 to 1050 code for a protein of 238 amino acids. Lineage: Eukaryota; Fungi; Ascomycota; Sordariomycetes; Magnaporthales; Pyriculariaceae.
CCAUGAUGCAAACCCGGAGGUGAAGCCGCAUUCGAAGCUGUCCUGCCGGCAGGCUGAGCCGGCGGCCAAACCAUGUUCCGCCAGGCGCGUCUCGGUCCAAUCAAAUUUCAAGUCGGUGAACUUGUUUCGAGUUGACUCACAAGUAGCCCAAAGUCACAAAAGAUCUAGGUCUAGAUUCUAGUCUAAUAAGCAUUCACCCUCUUGAUAAGGCGCAGAGAGGUUCGCAGUCACGUACGUUACACAUAUACACACACACUCACAAGUGGUAUUUUCCGAAAAAAGCCAAUCUGCGCCAACAAUUCUCCCAAAAAUUCACCCAACUCCACCCAAAAAAUGUACUCCACCAAUCCAGACCUCGACAAAGCCCUCUCCUCCAUCACGGGCAGCAACCGCGCACUCGAAACCCUCGCGCGCCUGCACGAACAAGCGCUGGCGGAGCCGCCCUUUGUCAGCACGGACGCGCGCGCCUCCGAGACGGAGACGCGCGAGGAGGCGCUGCGGCGACACACGCGGGAGCUGUUCGUCGCGCUGGACCCGGACAAGGCGGCGCUGGCGUACCUGCUGGUGCGGGGUUCGGGGGCGCGUUGCGUGGUGGAGGCGGGGACCAGCUUUGGCGUCUCGACCAUCUGGCUCGCGCUGGCGGUCGGGCAGAACGCCGGCGACGACGCGGGGGUUGCGAGGGUGAUUGCCACGGAGAACGAGCCGGAAAAGGCGGCGAGGGCGAGGGAGAAUUGGGCCGCUGCUGGUGAGGAUGUGGCGAGGUGGAUUGAGCUGAGGGAGGGUGACAUCUUGGAGACGCUCAAGCAGGGUCUGCCACGGGUGGAUCUUUUGCUUCUCGACAUCUGGACACCGCUGGCCCUUCCGACUCUCAAGCUGGUACAGCCAAUGAUGAAAAAGGGUGCCAUGGUCAUUGUGGACAAUAUCGAGGAUGCCAAGUCGGGCUAUCGCGAUCUCCUGGAUUAUGUCGAUCAGCCGGACAGUGGGUUCAAUAUGACAGUUUUGCCGUACAAUGGCGGGCUAGGCCUGCUUGUGUACACGGGGUCCAAGUAAGGAUGGAGUUUGACGGCCCAUCAUCGCCUGCGAGGUUCGAAAUGUGAACCUAUUAUCAAUUAUCCCGUCAAAAGCUCAUCACUUUCUCGCAUGCAUUUGACCAAGGGGUUACCCAAAGGUUUCGGUUAUAUUUAUGUUUGUAUAUAUAUGCUCUCACUGGCAGCUAAACCAGUCAGUUUUCUGCAACAAAGAAAACCUAGUAGUAUCCUACAAGACAAAAUCUCUCAAAACCAUCGAUGUUUCAAGACAUUAAGCCAC